GGAAAUGAAAUGACUUUGGGUCUUCCCCCGUCCCCAUCAGUUAUGUGUCGCCUUUGCCCUGGAGCAGGAAGAUGUUUAUCCUCGUUAAGCUUUGGGAUUUAUUGCCACAUUAGGCUUUCAAGCAGGCUGAGAGUCUAAUGGAGCAAAAUCAUAUUAGGAACAUAAUAAAUAUAUUGUGGAAGAUACAUGUGUUUGUUUAAAAAAUAACUAUGUUACAGUAAACCCACUUGCUCAUAAUUCAUGAGCUCUUUGACCUGCUCGUUUCGUACCCUACAGAUGGUGCAUUAAGACUGAAGCCACAAGUAUUUAUUUUUCUUUACUUAGCUCUUGUUUUGCACAUUCACUGCUUUCUGCCAUCCACCCAGCCAGUCAUUCUGUCACAGAAGGCACAGAGAGGGCGCGGGGACCCCAUCAGCCUCUCCAGCACCUCUGCUAGGGUGCAUUGUCACGUGCAGUGUAGGGACCUGGGUUGUGCCGAGGUGGCUGAAUCCUCCAGGAGGACCAAAACCUACGGUAAGAUCACAGGCUCAUAGGUUCAUUGGAUAAUUCAGGCUGGAGAGGCUUCAGAAGACCUCUGGUCCAACAUCCUGCUCAAAGCAGGGACAGCUAUGGGGUCAGACAAGGCUGCUCAUGGCUUUAUCCUGUUGGGUCUGGACAACUUCUAAGGACGGAGACACACAGCCUCCUGGCAACCUGCUCCCAUGCCUGACAGUCCUCAUGAGGAAACACCUCUCAUUAUAUCCAGUCUAAAUUUCCCUUGUUUCUUAUACCUGCUGUCUCUCAUCUUCCCACCCUGCACUGCUGUGAAGGUUUGGCCUUCUUGAUAGCCUCUGUGUAGGUAGGGGAAGGCUAUUGUUGGGUCCCUGCAAAGCCUUCUCUUCUCUGGGCUGAAAAAGCCUCUUUCCUCGGUCUCUUAUCCUGGGGCAUUGCUCCAGCGCCCAUCUAUCUCAGUGGCCUGCUGGCAUCUUUCCUUGGUCUCUUACCCUCAGGCAUUUCUCCAACUCCCACGCACCUCAGUGGCCUUCUGCUGAGCUCACUAGGGUAGGCAUCUGCUAGAUCUCUGUAAAGGCCUCACUCACCUCAUACUCUUGAUCCCUGUGUCCCACAUCCCCUGUGCCCCUCCCCUCUGAUUCGGACCCAGAGGCUUUCCGUGGAUGCCUCCCCAGUGCUUCUGAACCUGCAACUUCUUGUGCUUCGGCUUGCGUUCGCCUCUUGUUAAUAGCAGCCAUGAGCACCAGACAAGUGGGGCUCUGCUCAUUUAUUUCCCUUCAUCUGACAGUAACGCAGAUUAUGAACGGAGCAACAAUUUGGAUGUGAGAGCCACUGAAAAUCCACCCUACCCUGGUGGCCAUCUUCUGAGCUGAGAGCAGUAGCAUCUAAGUGCCCAGGUCUUUAUUAUAUUUUGCAUCUGCUUCCAAUGUUGGUUUCUUAACUAAGAAGCCAGAGCUAAACUUUCACCAUUUUCAUGUCCUUUGAUCUCCAGUUAACAUCAAAACCAAGGCAGCUGCUUAGCAGCUUACUUUUGGUUGGGAUGGCAGUAGAAAGAGCAUUUGCUCACUCAAUAAAGCAUCUCAACCUAUGGAAUUUGGGGAAAAAUUUAAAACAAUACCACUUACUAGGAAUGUUUUCACUUUAAUAUUAAGAAAAAAUGUUUUCCUUUUUUUUUCUUUUUUAAGAAAUUAUUCUUUCAUGUCCAUCCUUUUCCUUUAUUUUAUAGUUUAAUGGAUAAGCGAAAGUAUAGUCAUAUGUGGCACUGUAGUAAUUAUAAGAGUGUCCUAAACUGCAUGGGGGCAUCUGCAUAGGUCGGUGGGGAGGCGGAGGGAUGUGGCGCUUGUCGUUACCCACUUCUGUACUCAAUGGAGAGUCCAACUAUGUGGAGUUUUUGUUGUUGAUCUGUUUUAGGUGUAAGUCAUGCGAGAGCUGAGCUGGGAUGGAGCAUGACUCACAUACCACGUGGGAAUACAAUGGCUCCUUCUAUCAGCCUUCAGCUUUCCUCAUGAUGGGCAUCCCAGGCCUGGAAGCCCUUCACUACUGGAUCUCCAUCCCUUUCUGUGCGCUGUACCUUAUUGCUCUCUUGGGAAACUGCAUGAUCCUCUUCAUCAUAAAGAAGACCCAAAGUCUUCAUGAGCCAAUGUACUACUUCCUCUCCAUGCUGGCAGUCACUGACCUGGGCUUGGUUCUGUGUACGCUGCCUACUACCCUGGGCAUUUUUUGGUUUAAUAUGCGAAGGAUUGGGUUUGAUGCUUGCCUCACUCAGAUGUAUUUCAUCCACAUACUGUCCUUCAUUGAAUCCUCUGUGCUCCUGGCAAUGGCGUUUGACCGCUUCAUUGCCAUCUCCCAUCCACUGAGACACCCAUCCAUACUGACCAAGACGACUGUCAUAAAAAUAGCUCUGGCAAUUAUAUUGAGAGGUAUGGUCUCCCUCCUUCCCAUACCGUUCUUGCUCAAGAGACUAACCUAUUGUGGGAAGACUGAGCUUUCUCAUUCUUUUUGCUUCCAUCCUGAUAUCAUGAACCUAGCAUGUACAGAUAUAAAAGUCAAUGUCUUCUACGGUAUGAUUAUUCUCUUAUCAACAGUGGGGAUGGACUUCAUCUUCAUUGUGCUGUCCUACAUUCUGAUCAUUAAAACUGUUAUCGGCCUUGCAACCAAGGAGGAGUGUCUCAAGGCUUUGAAUACUUGUGUCUCCCACAUCUGUGCUGUUCUAGUGUUCUUCAUCCCAAUGAUCGGACUAUCCAUGAUCCAUCGUUUUGGAAAGAGUGUUCCUCCCCUGGUUAACACUUUGGUGGCCUACACCUACCUUAUAAUCCCCCCCGCUCUCAACCCCAUUAUCUACAGCAUAAAAUCCAGCCACAUCCGUGAGGCUUUGCUCAGGACACUGCGGAGGAAGAGUGGAUCUGACUGGUAGCUUCCUGCACCAGUUCUGCCAGAAAGUGCUAGUGGACUAGUUUCUUGGUCAGAGCUAGUGGACUGGUUCGUUGGUGCUCCAUCCACGGUGGGUCAGUGUCAGAGGAAAGAACUGCAGAUCCACCUGGAGGCUGCCCCUCAGCCCAGAGCUGUGACUUGCCAUUUUUGUCCUAGCAUGAUGCUUUCACCCCUUCCAGCAGCCUGCGAACACCCCAAGCAUUAAUGCCAGUGAUGUGUACAGACGGAAGCCCCUAUUAGAGGGAGACAAUCAAAAAAAAAGAGGGCUGCGUGACUUUGUCUUUUCAAGUCAUGUGAUGGGGUGGAUCAAGGAACCUCUGCAACGCAUAUCAUGCAAAGUCUAGUCGCCAGAUUAUACCCUGUAAGCUUCCCUCAGACUCCCUCACUGCGCGUUACAGCAUAGCUAAGCCAGGCAGCAAGCUCAACAGGACAGGGCUUGGGCCAAGAGUUUGGAGCCACUCUGCAUAUCCCAGUCAUUCAUCAGUUGCUCAGCUGGAGACAUCCCACAAGAUGGAGCUCAGCUCCAGAGGCUGAGCACAGAGCAUUCUCUGAAGAUUAGGUACUGUUACGUGGGCCCGCAGCACUCUCAGUCCUUCUAAAAAAAAGGCUCAACCUUCAUCUUCAUCUGCGUUUCUGCAGUGCCACAGGUAUCUACAGCGAUGGAAACAGUGCUGCUUUUGCAUCUCUUUCUGAUGCCAUUAAGUCUUACCAUCUUGCCAAGGCUAAUGGUCCAGGCAUUGUUUUGCGUUGAAUGUGAUGUACGUGUGCAAUAUCUUCAAUAAAAGACACCUA
Molecule: messenger RNA, 3714 nt
Organism: Phalacrocorax carbo (great cormorant)
Lineage: Eukaryota; Metazoa; Chordata; Aves; Suliformes; Phalacrocoracidae
Source: RefSeq, a predicted model, not a curated record